AUGCCAAAACGCUCAGCUCCUCACGAUCACGACUUCUCUGUUCCGCCCUCGAAGAAGCGACGAGACUCCUUACCGCGAUGGAAGCCCGACACGCCCCUCGCCCGAGUACCUGCGUACAGAGACUAUAUCCCAGCCGACACAUCAAUACCUCCUCUCCCGACCAUCGACUCCGAGCCCCUCGCCGAAGCCCCAUUCCGUCACAAGUCAGCAUUCUCCAGCGACCGCACCGAAGCCAGCAACGACAUGUCCUACGAGCGACUCGAAUUUCUCGGCGACGCCUACCUCGAAGUUUUCGCAUCGCGACUCAUCUUCUCCCGCUUCAAUCAACUUCCGGCCGGGCAGAUGAGCCAGCUGCGCGAAUUGCUUGUGAAGAAUGAGACGUUGGCGGAAUAUGGCAGGGCGUACGGCUUUGAUCAACGAGUUAAAGUCGCAGAUUUGGAAAUGAUGAAACAGAGCUGCAAGGACAAAGCUGGAAACAAGGCGCUCAACAAGGUCAUUGGCGAUGUCUUUGAAGCCUACAUUGCUGCCAUCGUUCUUAGCAAGCCGGAGACUGGGUUCGCGGAGGCGGAAGAGUGGUGUAUGCGACUUUGGGAGUCAAAGAUUCAAGCAACGACUGAGGACAAGCUUCACGAGUACAAUCCCCGGGCCAAAGCAGAGCUGCAGCAACGCAUCUUGUACGGCGAUGUGAAGCUCCAGUACGAACCGUGGAAACCCACCGUGGAGCUCAAAGGCGACCGCAUCGGACAGAAUCAGCACUUCAUCGCGCUCUACCUCACCGGCUAUGGAUAUGAAAGGAAGCUGCUGGGUAAGGGAGUCGGGCAGAACAAGGUCGAGGCGGGGAUUUGGGCGGCUACCGAGGCCAUGCAUGGUGAGAACAAAUCUCUGAUUGAUGAUUGUGAGGCACAGGCAAAGGAGGCCAAAGAGAAGAGGCAACGCGCGCAGGCGGAGAAGGACUUGACCGAGAAGUCGUCUCCUCCGUCUUGA
Messenger RNA from Zymoseptoria tritici IPO323, 984 nucleotides. RefSeq lists its product as uncharacterized. Gene Ontology annotation, cellular component: nucleus. Lineage: Eukaryota; Fungi; Ascomycota; Dothideomycetes; Mycosphaerellales; Mycosphaerellaceae. Gene Ontology annotation, biological process: rRNA processing; regulation of gene expression; primary miRNA processing. The coding region runs from base 1 to 984 and encodes 327 amino acids. Gene Ontology annotation, molecular function: ribonuclease III activity; double-stranded RNA binding. The record is from RefSeq and is a predicted model, not a curated record. The transcript is spliced from 2 exons.